UUCCCCUAAGUGGUCCCUUUACACAGAAGCUUGCUGAACAUUAUUUCAAACUGCGCCCAUUCGUCAAAUGCUUAAGUGAGCUGAAGAAUUUACUGUAAAACAACAGAAAUAGCGUCAUCUUGGCUGUUUGUAGUAUUUUUUUUCCUUUUCCUUUUUCUCUAUUAGCAUUCAGUAUGUUUCUCUCUGAUCGAUAUUUUGUCAGCAACCGCUCCAAAAUUUUAUUGAUCAACUAUUAUUUCUCUAUUAUUACGGAAAUAUGAGAUCCUAAAGGCUGAACUCUUAAAUUCAUUUUGCAUCCAUCCCUUCUCCGUGGCAUUUGGUGGAGCAACGAUCCCGGCUAAACAAAAACAACGACAAUAACAACAACAUGAACGGCAAUAAUGACUCCUACAAUGAUAUGAUAAUAAGUUCUAUGUUAUUAACAAAAACUUUCUGAGUCAUUGCACAGCAACAAUUCAUAUGACCCAUCGGACAGUGGUACUAUUAGACCAUAAGAACUCCCUAUAAAUCAUUCAUCAUCUCUCUCUCUCGCUCAUUCUCUCUCUCUCACACUCAUUCUCUCUCUCUCUCUCUCUUUCUCCCAGUCCUACACAUUCUACAACGUUUAUAUACAUAUUUAUACCAAUUACUUGUGUUUUGUUGGCUCGGACGUUAUUCAAUAACAAGGAAUCAUAUAAAGAUACAAUGUAAAAUUAUUCUUGCAAUUUAAAUUUGAAAAAAAGAAAGAAAUACCCGGUAUUUUAAAGUGCAUUACAUCUAAUAAAACUUUCCUGUACAAACAUAUUCACCCACAAAUAAAAUACUUAUAACCAAACAGGUUAAAAUAUAAUGAUGCAUUCUUCUGCAGCUCAUUGAUAUACGAAUUACAUUUGUGGAAAGCAAUUUAACACUAUAUAUAUAUAUAUAUAUGUAACAGAUUCAAAAAGAAAAAAAGUUCCUUAACUUGAGCCAAGGUUCAAGUUGAUUAAAGUACAUUCAUUCACAAAUGUCAAUACACGCAUACUCCCUGUAUUACAGGAAAUAAUAACAAAAAUGCAUGUGUAAAUUAACAAAUUUUCACACGUUCUUAUGUUUCCCAGACAUAUGUUUGGAUAUGUAAAAACAAAAGGAUGCGCACAAGCCCAUACAAACUGCAGCUUAUAUACAUAUACUCAUGAACCCAUAUACACAUAAAUACACAUGGGUGCAUCAUUUUAGUUGUCUGAUCAAACAAUCUUAUAUAUAUAUAUAUUUAAUGCCUUUUAAAAAUACCAGUGAAAUUUAAUCCACAAAAUCGACUUUGCAAUAUAUUAAAAAGCAAACGACGGCUGUUCUUUGGGAAUUAAAACUUACCACGGUGAAGAUAAAUUUGAGAAGUAGCAGCAAUGACACAAGUCAAAUUGCAAGUACUUUACUUUGCCAUGGUACAUCUAUUACUCCUCGUUUCCAAAGUUGCAGGAAUCCGCUGUGUUCAGUGCAGUUCUCUGAAGAAUCCUCACUGUGUAUCGGGUAAAGUUCCACCUAGUCAAUGUACAUCGAUAGACUCUGGUGCAAACUUCUGCGUCAGGUACAUCGGGAAGUUAGAAACAGGUCGGAUCGUCUACCGUGACUGCAGUGAACGAGACAUGGGCAUACGCUGCAUGAGCAAAGUAACACUUAAUAACGAAACGGUUCGCGUGUGUGUAACAACUUGUUCGUUUGAUGGCUGUAACAGAGAAUCUGCAGAAGCCCCGGAAUUCCCAGCAAGUGCACAAGCCACAAACCUUCAGCUGCUUUUGCUACUUUUGCCCUUCUUUGUAGCGGCUGCCAGUAUGAGACAUCUCUGGGAAUGGGACACAUUUUGAGUCGACACACUUGACAAUUCUCAAAAGUUUAUCAUAUCAAGUACAUUCACCAGCAUCACAACACUCUACAGCCAAGCUCUUAAGAACAUUAUCAGAUAUUUACCUUUUACAUUCACAGUAUGGUCCGAUCGACCCAAGCUUGCUAACUCUCUGUCCUACAGUAUCAGUGAUGCGGCCACAACUUUGAUUCUGCAAAACGCGCAAUUCAAUGAAGACUCGAAUUUUCAGAAACAAACAAUCGAACUCCCAUAUUUACUGUUGUUAUCUAAAUAAAAUAUAAACGCAUCCAAACAACAAAAUCUCCACUUAAAUAAGCUUCGGUCAACUUGCAUCCAUUUUCCUUUUUGCUUCUUUUCACUUGCUUUUGUUGUUCUCUGCAUACAAUUCGAUCCCUCUCUUUUCCUCUUCCCUUUCUACCCUUUGUGUCUUCUGUUUUACUCCACAUCAAUCUGUCUCCGCUACUUUGUUUUCUUAUGGCUCCUAUAUUUAUACAGUCUUUCUCACACUCAUUUUCAUAUAAUUUUAUUACUGAAUCACAUCUUACCUGUUUUCAUAUCUAUUCAUAUUUAUUUUCUACUUCCUUUUUGCCUUUCAUGCUUUCUUCCUCUUAACAUUUUCGAUUCUAUUCUUUCCCUACUCCUGACUUUCUGAUCUUUCGCUCUAUUUUCGUUGUCUUUGACUUUCUUCUUUCAGUGGACAGAAGGAAAAAAAAAAAAGAUAUAAAAAAUACACACUUUCUUAGUAAAAACAACAUGGAAACACUGUGCCUUUUGUCAUUCUCUUCUAAAAUAAUCCGUAAGAUAUUUUCUCUUCGCUUAUCUGUGCUUUUUUAAAAGAAAGAAACCGAAACAGAAAAAUAAAUAAAUAAAAAAGCAUCUUCUUGUUUGAUAUGACCUUCUAAUUUUUGCCUCUUGUGUGGCAAUAUUUAUAUAUCACCUUUGAAACUGUAACAUCACUCGUGUCAGUUGUUUUAUUUUGGAAACAGCUGGAGAAUAAAGAGAUGAUAGUUA
Molecule: messenger RNA, 2833 nt
Organism: Octopus sinensis (East Asian common octopus)
Lineage: Eukaryota; Metazoa; Mollusca; Cephalopoda; Octopoda; Octopodidae
Product: U-scoloptoxin(05)-Sm1a
Exons: 4
Coding region: 1365-1823 (152 amino acids)
Biological process (GO): regulation of synaptic transmission, cholinergic; sleep; positive regulation of voltage-gated potassium channel activity
Source: RefSeq, a predicted model, not a curated record